Messenger RNA from Marmota flaviventris (yellow-bellied marmot), 5165 nucleotides. RefSeq names its product ubiquitin specific peptidase 32 (gene Usp32). The record is from RefSeq and is a predicted model, not a curated record. Gene Ontology annotation, biological process: protein deubiquitination. Lineage: Eukaryota; Metazoa; Chordata; Mammalia; Rodentia; Sciuridae. Gene Ontology annotation, molecular function: cysteine-type deubiquitinase activity; calcium ion binding. Gene Ontology annotation, cellular component: Golgi apparatus.
CGGCAUGGAGGCGGUGGCGGCGGCCGGGAGGAGCCGCCCGCCGGGGCAGUAGCCGCACUUGUUAGUGUUGGGGGAGGAGGGGGUCGGGGGACGCCAACACCGUCACCCCAGGACGCCGAGGAGAAGGCGGGCGGGGGGUGGGGGCGAGAUCAGGCUCCGACCCCCGGCCGAGGGGAUGAGGGGAGCAUGGGCGCCAAGGAGUCACGGAUCGGAUUCCUCAGCUACGAGGAGGCGCUGAGGAGAGUUACAGAUGUAGAGCUGAAACGACUUAAAGAUGCCUUCAAGAGGACCUGUGGACUCUCAUAUUACAUGGGUCAGCACUGCUUCAUCAGGGAAGUGCUUGGGGAUGGAGUGCCUCCAAAAGUUGCUGAGGUGAUUUACUGUUCUUUUGGUGGAACAUCCAAAGGGCUGCACUUCAAUAACUUAAUAGUUGGACUUGUCCUCCUUACAAGAGGCAGAGAUGAAGAGAAAGCAAAAUAUAUUUUUAGUCUCUUUUCAAGUGAAUCUGGGAGCUAUGUUGUACGGGAAGAAAUGGAAAGAAUGCUCCAUGCGGUUGAUGGUAAAGUUCCAGAAACACUCAGGAAGUGUUUCUCAGAGGGUGAAAAGGUAAACUAUGAAAAGUUUAGAAAUUGGCUUCUUCUAAACAAAGAUGCUUUUACCUUCUCUCGUUGGCUACUGUCUGGAGGUGUAUAUGUUACCCUCACUGAUGAUAGUGAUACUCCCACUUUCUACCAAACUCUGGCUGGAGUCACACAUUUGGAAGAAUCAGACAUCAUUGAUCUUGAGAAACGCUAUUGGUUGCUGAAGGCUCAAUCACGGACUGGACGAUUUGAUUUAGAAACCUUUGGCCCAUUGGUUUCUCCACCUAUUCGUCCAUCUCUAAGUGAAGGUUUGUUUAAUGCUUUUGAUGAAAAUCGUGACAAUCACAUAGAUUUUAAAGAGAUAUCCUGUGGGUUAUCAGCCUGUUGCAGGGGGCCCCUAGCUGAAAGACAAAAAUUUUGUUUCAAGGUAUUUGAUGUUGACCGUGAUGGAGUUCUCUCCAGGGUUGAACUGAGAGACAUGGUAGUUGCACUUUUAGAGGUCUGGAAGGACAACCGAACUGAUGAUAUCCCUGAAUUACACAUGAAUCUCUCCGAUAUUGUAGAAGGCAUAUUGAAUGCACAUGACACCACAAAGAUGGGCCAUCUUACUCUGGAAGACUAUCAGAUCUGGAGUGUGAAAAAUGUUCUUGCCAAUGAAUUUUUGAAUCUCCUCUUCCAGGUUUGUCAUAUAGUUCUGGGAUUACGACCAGCAACUCCAGAAGAAGAAGGACAAAUUAUUAGAGGAUGGUUAGAACGAGAAAGCAGGUAUGGUCUGCAGCCAGGACACAAUUGGUUUAUCAUCUCCAUGCAGUGGUGGCAGCAGUGGAAAGAAUAUGUCAAAUACGAUGCCAACCCUGUUGUAAUUGAGCCAUCAUCUGUUCUGAAUGGAGGGAAAUUUUCCUUCGGAACAGCACUACAUUCUGUGGAGCAAGGUGAAGAUAAAAUUGGAGGCAACCUCAGUUAUGUGAAUACCACAGAAGAGAAAUUUUCAGACAAUAUUUCUACUGCAUCUGAAGCCUCGGAAACUGCUGGCAGUGGCUUUCUGUAUUCUACAACACCAGGGACAGAUAUGUGCUUUGCUCGACAACAUAACACUUCUGACAAUAACAACCAGUGUUUGCUAGGAGCCAAUGGGAAUAUUCUGUUGCACCUUAAUCCUCAGAAACCAGGAGCUAUUGAUAACCAGCCACUAGUAACUCAAGAACCAGUAAAGGCUACAUCAUUAACACUAGAAGGAGGCCGAUUAAAACGAACUCCACAGCUAAUCCAUGGAAGAGAUUAUGAAAUGGUUCCAGAACCUGUAUGGAGAGCACUUUAUCAUUGGUAUGGAGCAAACCUGGCUCUACCUAGACCAGUGAUCAGAAAUAGCAAGACAGACAUCCCAGAAUUGGAAUUAUUUCCUCGCUAUCUUCUCUUCUUGAGACAGCAGCCUGCCACUCGAACACAGCAGUCUAACAUCUGGGUGAAUAUGGGAAAUGUACCUUCUCCGAAUGCACCUUUAAAGCGGGUGUUAGCCUAUACAGGCUGUUUUAGUAGAAUGCAGACCAUCAAGGAAAUUCAUGAGUAUCUAUCUCAAAGGCUUCGCAUUAAAGAGGAAGAUAUGCGCCUGUGGCUAUAUAAUAGUGAGAAUUACCUUACUCUUCUGGAUGAUGAGGAUCAUAGAUUGGAAUAUUUGAAAAUCCAGGAUGAACAGCACCUAGUAAUUGAAGUUCGAAACAAAGAUAUGAGUUGGCCUGAGGAAAUGUCCUUUAUAGCAAACAGUAGUAAAAUUGAUCGACACAAGGUUCCCACAGAAAAGGGAGCCACAGGUCUGAGUAACCUGGGAAAUACUUGCUUCAUGAAUUCAAGCAUUCAGUGUGUUAGUAACACACAGCCACUGACACAGUAUUUUAUCUCAGGGAGACAUCUUUAUGAACUCAACAGGACAAAUCCCAUUGGUAUGAAGGGGCAUAUGGCUAAAUGCUAUGGUGAUUUAGUACAAGAACUUUGGAGUGGAACUCAGAAGAAUGUUGCCCCCUUAAAGCUUCGGUGGACCAUAGCAAAAUAUGCUCCCAGGUUUAAUGGGUUCCAGCAACAAGACUCCCAAGAACUUCUGGCUUUUCUUUUGGAUGGUCUUCAUGAGGAUCUCAACCGAGUCCAUGAGAAGCCAUAUGUGGAACUGAAAGACAGUGAUGGACGACCAGACUGGGAAGUAGCUGCAGAGGCCUGGGACAACCAUCUGAGAAGAAAUAGAUCAAUUGUUGUAGAUUUAUUCCAUGGGCAGCUAAGAUCCCAAGUCAAAUGCAAGACAUGUGGGCAUAUAAGUGUCCGAUUUGACCCUUUCAAUUUUUUGUCUUUGCCACUACCAAUGGACAGCUAUAUGCAUUUAGAAAUAACAGUAAUUAAGUUGGAUGGUACUACCCCUAUACGAUAUGGACUAAGACUAAAUAUGGAUGAAAAGUACACAGGUUUAAAAAAACAGCUGAGUGAUCUCUGUGGACUAAAAUCAGAACAAAUCCUUCUUGCAGAAGUACAUGGUUCCAACAUAAAGAACUUUCCUCAGGACAACCAAAAAGUACGACUCUCAGUGAGUGGAUUUUUAUGUGCAUUUGAAAUUCCCAUCCCUGUAUCUCCAGUUUCAGCUUCUAGUCCAGUACAGACAGAUUUCUCCUCUUCCCCAUCUACAAAUGGAAUGUUCGCUCUAACUACCAAUGGGGACCUGGCUCGACCAAUAUUCAUCCCAAAUGGAAUGCCAAACACUGUUGUGCCAUGUGUAACUGAGAAGAACUUUACCAAUGGAAUGGUGAAUGGCCAUAUGCCAUCUCUUCCUGACAACCCCUUUACGGGAUACAUCAUUGCAGUCCACCGAAAAAUGAUGAGAACAGAAUUGUAUUUCCUGUCAUCUCAGAAGAAUCGCCCCAGCCUCUUUGGAAUGCCACUGAUUGUUCCAUGUACUGUGCAUACCCGGAAAAAAGAUCUAUAUGAUGCAGUUUGGAUUCAAGUAUCUCGUUUAGCUAGCCCUCUCCCACCUCAGGAAGCUAGUAACCAUGCUCAGGAUUGUGAUGACAGUAUGGGCUAUCAAUAUCCAUUCACUCUACGAGUUGUGCAGAAAGAUGGGAACUCCUGUGCUUGGUGCCCGUGGUAUAGAUUUUGCAGAGGCUGUAAAAUUGAUUGUGGGGAAGAUAGAGCUUUCAUUGGAAAUGCGUAUAUUGCUGUGGAUUGGGAUCCCACAGCCCUUCAUCUCCGCUAUCAAACAUCACAGGAAAGAGUUGUAGAUGAGCACGAAAGUGUGGAGCAGAGUCGGCGAGCACAAGCUGAGCCCAUCAACCUGGACAGUUGUCUCCGUGCUUUCACCAGUGAGGAGGAACUAGGGGAAAAUGAGAUGUACUACUGUUCCAAGUGUAAGACCCACUGCUUAGCAACCAAAAAGCUGGAUCUCUGGAGGCUUCCCCCUAUCUUGAUUAUUCACCUUAAACGAUUUCAGUUUGUAAACGGUCGAUGGAUAAAAUCACAAAAAAUUGUUAAAUUUCCUCGUGAAAAUUUUGACCCUAGUGCUUUUUUGGUACCAAGAGACCCAGCUCUCUGCCAUCGUAAACUACUCACACCCCAGGGGGAUGAUGUCUCUGAACCAAGGGUUCCAGCAGGAGAGGUGAAGAAAGUAGAUGCCCAGAGCUCUGCUGGGGAAGAAGAUGUGCUCCUGAGCAAGAGCCCAUCCUCACUCAGUGCAAACCUUACAGGGAGCCCAAAAGGUUCACCUUCUUCAUCAAGGAAAAGUGGAACCAGCUGUCCCUCCAGCAAAAAUAGCAGCCCUAACAGCAGCCCACGGACUUUGGGAAGGAGCAAAGGGAGGCUCCGCCUGCCUCAGAUUGGCAGCAAAAAUAAAUUGUCAAGUAGUAAGGAAAACUUGGAUGCCAGCAAAGAGAAUGGGGCUGGGCAGAUCUGUGAGCUGGCUGAUAUCUUGAGCAGAGGGCACAUACUAGGAGGUAGCCAACCUGAACUGGUCACCCCCCAGGACCACGAUGUCACUUUGGCCAAUGGAUUCCUUUAUGAGCAUGAGACAUGUGGCAAUGGCUACAGCAAUGGUCAACUUGGAAACCACAGUGAAGAAGACAGCACUGAUGACCAAAGAGAAGAUACUCAUAUUAAACCUAUUUAUAAUCUGUAUGCAAUUUCGUGCCAUUCAGGAAUUCUGGGUGGGGGCCAUUACGUCACUUAUGCCAAAAACCCAAACUGCAAGUGGUACUGUUACAAUGACAGCAGCUGUAAGGAACUUCACCCUGAUGAAAUUGACACCGACUCUGCCUACAUUCUUUUCUAUGAGCAGCAGGGGAUAGACUAUGCACAAUUUCUGCCAAAGAUUGAUGGUAAAAAGAUGGCAGACACAAGCAGCAUGGAUGAAGACUUUGAGUCCGAUUACAAAAAGUACUGUGUGUUACAGUAAAGCUACCACUCUGGCUGCUAGACAGGCUGGUGGUGAGGGAGAUGACUCCUUGUAGCUGACAUUUGGCAAAAGCAUCGCUGAAAGGCAAGCUAAGUGUAGUUAUUUUAUCCUGUGACCCUGAAGCACAAAAUAAAAAUCCUAAUUAAAAUAGUAGUUAACUUUAA